AUGGCCGCAGGGGAAGAAAUCUGGGAUGCUCUCCCAGUAGGGGAAGCAAAGUCUGUUUGGGUUGAGACAGAAAACAAUUUUUGGAAGGACCUCCGCGGCAGAAAAGAAGUAGAAAACAGCAAGAUCGAAAAAGAGUUCCAGCAUUCACUCAGUGAAGUGCGGCUGAAGCUUAGUGAUCUAAAGGGACAGCGAAGUCAACUGAAGGAAUCUCAAGGCCGUUUAGCCAGGGAGCUUGCCAAAGUCGAGGCCGAGUUGGCACGUACCACGGAUGAGUGUGACGAGAAGGCAGAACGACUGGUCCGUAUCGAGCAAGACUAUUACGAGUCGCGCAAAAAGCGAAUGGAAGCCCAAAACGACAUCUGGGCCAAAAUGCGUCGCUUUUUUCGGGAAAAGAGAGGAGAGAACCCAAAUACCCCCGACAACAGGGGGCCCGAGUCAGAGGGACUCGUUCUGCCCGAUAUAUUACCAGAAUUGUCUUCGGCUUCCAACGGGCCAGUGCCACAAAGAGAGCCUAUCAAUGGCUCUGCCGCCGAAGAAAACAAUCAUGCAAACUAUGAUGACCACAUGGAGGGCGUUGAGCAACAUGAUCACGAAACUGCAGAGACCCUUGUCAACGUCGUUGAUGCUGAUGGCAAUGUGAUUGGACCCGUGGAACACAUCGAACCUUGGAAUCAGUGGGUGGAGGGUAUCCAAGAGCUCGAGAUCCGAAGACCAGUGAAGAUUCGAAAAGGACGACGUUUCAACGCAACGCAUCUUGCAACCAUUUACGAACGAGCUGAGGCAAAGGGGGUCAAAUGGCUAUCCUGUAUGAUUCAAGCUACCGGAGAAAUACAGUCCAAACGAUGCCAAUCAUGCGACAAGAACCAAGGCGCCUUUGACGAUUGUAUUAUUGUUGGAGGCGACCUAUAUCAGAAAUGUGGUAACUGCGAGUGGAAUCGUCAAGGGUGCCACGGUGCUUCGGGCGAAACGAUCGACAUAAUCGCCUCAAGGGACAGAGCGCGAGAAAAUAAAGAACGCCAAGUGGAAGAAGACGAAUUACCCGUAGAGGAUUCUCAGGGUAGGGAGUCCCCAACAGUUGAAGUUCAAGCAAGAGAUCGACCGGAUUCUCAACACACCCAGCGGGUCGACGAACAAGUUUCUGUUCAUCCUUCGUCCCUCUCGUCACAGCCUGCUCCGCAGGGCACUGCUGAGCGACUAUCUGAGAGGCAACCAGAGAGACAACCCGAGCCACAGUCUGAACAAGUUACUGCCCAUCAAUCUGACCGACCAGUUGAACGUCAAUUAGAACGACAAUCAGAGCGAAUUUCCGACAAUAUCUCAGAGAGCCUUCAUGAUGUAAUCUCUGCAAAGGUCCCAGAACGAACUGUCGAGGUAGCACCUAUGGCGACCAUGCGAAUCGACGAGCCUCAUGAGAUAGCCCAUAGACCAGUCUACGACCCUUACAGUCGCCCCAGCACUGCCCCCAGAACGGACUAUGCUCCAGAGCGCAUGAUAGAUCCCGUGGAUGUUCAAAGCCAGGUCAGGCCUAUCCAGGAGGUGCCUCGACCUCCACUCCCUUCAAGUGUGCUACGGCAUACUCCUCAGGAUAUACUUCGCCCGUCAUCCGAACGCGAUACCCCUAUAAAAAACUCUCGUGGCUCUGAAAGCAUACGAACACCGCGUGAAUUGGAGCAGGUACCUACUCCGAAGGAGUACCGAGUAACCUCUGGCUUCACACCAGCCAAUGUAAGAAGUCGGCCCCCGUCAAGUGAGCGAGGCCGACCAACUCCACCUCUGUUGCCAGCCGGUGAUCCUUCUUCGCAACCCCCAGAAUCACCGCCUGCUGUUGCCGAAGAAGAGAUCACUCGUGAAAACAUGGUUCUCAAGCAUGAUGGAGUAGUCUACACUUAUCCUGAGUGCGUAGAAGGAGUGCCUUUAGUCAAGAUCAAUGAGAGCCACCCCUAUUGGGAGCGUAACUGGCAAAAUGUCAAGGAGCUUAUUGAGCCCCAACUUGCUCGAUGGCGCGAGAAGCAUCAAGCCGCCGUCGAUGCUGGCCCAAAGCAGGAGAAGGGUGGCUCUUCCAAGUACCAAAUUGGUAGGCAGGUUAAUCGUGGGAUCAAGAUCCUUGACUUCCACGAAAAAGGCCCCAUCAGUCCUUAUCAGCUACUCGGCAAGAAAUACAUCCAGUCGGGUAAAGGUGGCAUUACUUCGUAUGACACUCUAUUCCGCCUUUCAGAGACGAUAUCAGAACUUGAGAAAUUUAACCUUGAUAUCUCGCCAGUCGACUGGCUGCGACAACGUCUUCACGAGCUGAUGCAAGCCGGGGGUGCCAAUUUCAAUCUACCAAAAAUAAUUCAUGACUUCUACCAUGACAAAAAGUUAACCGCUCUUCGCUACAAACAUGGCUUCAAGAACAUCGGACGUCCUUCUGGAGUUAUGAAAUCGCGAAUAAGCCAUGGUAGCCCCAGCACUACCCCGAAGCCUCUCCAGAAGAGGAAGUCCAUGCAUUCGGGUCCCAGCACGCCUCGAGAAGAUUCUUUCAUUGAACAGUCCCCAAUACCUAGUCAGCUGCCCCCAACGCUCCCAGCAGUCGUGCCAAGUCCUCAGCCAGCCUUCAGUACACAUCUGAACAAGCGACCCAAAUAUUUACCACCUAUAUCAGGUCCGGUUCAUGACGAGUUUCACUUUGAGGCUUGGUCGGAUACAGAUUCGUGCAGUGGUGGUCAAAUCACUAAGUAUGAUUGGCGUCUAGCUAAAGUCAAGAGUCGCCUGUAUACAAGCCACAGCAGCGUCACGCAAUACUGGACUUGGAUAGACCAGAUACAAUGCUUCCAGCAUCAGGUGCUUAGAGACAUGCAUCCUGCCAAGUGGGGACUAUUUAAAGAUGAGAUCGAUUUUCAUGUCUACCUGGAUGAGAUUCAGGAGAUGGUGUGGAACAUCGAGGCGCUUCGUGUCCACAUCAUCGUGAAAGAAUCAGAGAGUGUCAAUGCCCCAGAUGGUAAGCCUCGAGGAGAUGUGAUGGCAGCUUUCUCGCGAGCACGCACCAUGCGUCGGUUUUUGUUCUUUUGCAGAGAGAAAGGGGUUCAGAUGACCAAGCACUCUAUUGAGGAUCUUGAACUUCGUUGGCAAAGCAUGGUUUCAGAACAAUUGCCAGGUCGAGGUGACUCAAACCAAAGAUUGGUGGAAUCAGCCUGA
Messenger RNA from Fusarium poae, 3174 nucleotides. RefSeq lists its product as uncharacterized. Lineage: Eukaryota; Fungi; Ascomycota; Sordariomycetes; Hypocreales; Nectriaceae. The coding region runs from base 1 to 3174 and encodes 1057 amino acids. The transcript is spliced from 2 exons. The record is from RefSeq and is a predicted model, not a curated record.